Molecule: messenger RNA, 1974 nt
Organism: Centruroides sculpturatus (bark scorpion)
Lineage: Eukaryota; Metazoa; Arthropoda; Arachnida; Scorpiones; Buthidae
Exons: 1
Coding region: 247-1479 (410 amino acids)
Molecular function (GO): nucleic acid binding; nucleotide binding
Source: RefSeq, a predicted model, not a curated record
AUGUCCCUUAUACUCUAUAUUUCAUUUAAAAUAAUUUAAAGAGUCGAAAUUUAAAUUAAAAGAACAUAUUAUUUUUAAAAUACUCACAGGAGUAUAUAUUCCGGCCUCACGCCGACAUACAAGUUCCAUUAUACUCUAUAAUUCAUUUUAAAUAAUUAUAACCCCUUAAUACCAAAAACUUAUGAUAAAAAUCAACCUCAUAAUUAUAUUCUAUCGAUAGACGCAAAUAAUCUUUAUGGAUUCGUAAUGAGUGCAUAUUUACCUGUAAAUAAUUUUAGAUGGCUACACAAAGACGAAAUAAAUGCUUUAGACAUACGUAAUAUAUCUGACAAAAAUAGCAUAGGAUAUAUCUUAGAAGUAGAUUUAAAAUAUCCAGAAAAUAUCCAUGACAGACAUGAUAAUUUGCCACUAGCUGCUGAGCAUAUUAAUAUCCCAUACGAGUUAUUAUCUAAUUACCAAAAAACAGUAUUAAAUAAAUUAAAUUUAAAAUAUACCAAUACUAAUAAAAAAUUAAUUCCUACUCUUUUUGAUAAAACAAAUUAUAUAAUUCAUUAUAGAAAUUUAAAAUUUUAUCUAGAAGAAGGUCUGAUAGUAACUAAAAUUCAUAGAGUAUUGGCAUUUUACCAAAGUGCAUGGCUUAAAAAAUAUAUAAAUUUUAAUAAUAAGAAAAGACAAGAAUCAACUAACGAUUUUGACAAAUCAUUUUUUAAAUUAAUGAAUAAUAGUUUUUUUGGCAAAACGUGUCAAAAUGUAAGAAAGCGUAUUAACUUAAAAGCAGCUACAACAUUAAAGCAAUAUCGCAGAUAUCUAUCUAAAUCAUCUGUUGAAAAUUUUCAAAUAAUAAACGAUAAUCUUACAAUUUUUAAAAUGAAAAAACCUAAUUUAAUUUUAGACAAGCCCAUUUAUAUAGGAUUUUGCGUAUUAGAAUUAAGCAAAUUGCACAUUUACGAAACAUUUUAUAAAAUAUUUAAAAACAGGUACGGGGAAAAUGUGCAUUUAUUAUAUACUGACACAGAUUCUCUUACACUUCAAAUUUAUACAAAUGAUGUUUACGAAGAUUUUAAAUCGUUCCCUGAUAUCUUUGAUUUUAGUAAUUAUCCCAAAACUCACAAAUUAUAUAACGAAGCGAACAAAAAUAAAUUAGGAUAUUUUAAAGACGAAACGCUAUCGAAACCGAUAAUUGAAUUUUGCUCUUUAAAACCAAAAAUGUAUUCUUAUAUUUUUGAUAAACAAAAUAAAAAAACUGCUAAGGGGGUAAAAAAAUCUGUUGUAAAAACAUUUAAUCACGAUAAAUAUAAAGAAGUUUUAUUUAAUACAGAACUAUUAAGGCAGCAGCAAUACGGAAUUAAAAGUAAAAAUCCUGUAGUAACAACAUAUCUACAAAAUAAAAUUUCUCUUUCCCCAUUUUAUGAUAAAAAAUUCAUUUUAGAUAAUGGAAUAGAUGUACUAUCGUUCAGUCAUUACAAUUUCUACUUUUAAUUCUUACAGAUAUUCUGAUAUCAUCAUCAUCAUCACAAUAUGGUUUUUUAAUAGUAUACAAAAGGAAAACUACUUAUGUAAUACAUAGCAUUUGUAGUAGAACUUAUUCGUGUUUGAAACAAACCUAUAGGGAAGCAGCAUUAUUAAAAUUGCCAAAUAAUAAACCAUAUGAAUGUAAAUUUUUUGUAAUAAAAAAUAAAAUAAUAAUGCCUAUAUUUAAUAAAUAUUUUAUAAAAUGUGAUUGUAUGAAAUGUAAUAAUAAAUAAAUAUUUUAUAUAUUCUAGAAACUGUUGUGUGUCCAAAAAUGGCUUCUUCGGGAGCAGCCGGAUACGAUAUUUUUUGUACUAAAGGCUUUCAAAUAAACCCCCAUGAGCAAAAAGUAAUUUUCACCGAUAUAGCCUUGGAAAUCCCAAUGAACUGUUAUGCUAGAAUAGCUCCAAAAUCUUCUAUUUCUUUAAACAAUAUCAUGAUCAAUGCAGGAGUUAUUGACUUCGA